This is a messenger RNA of Aspergillus nomiae NRRL 13137, 2979 nucleotides long. RefSeq lists its product as uncharacterized. The transcript is spliced from 10 exons. Gene Ontology annotation, cellular component: fungal-type vacuole; plasma membrane. Gene Ontology annotation, biological process: monoatomic ion homeostasis; transmembrane transport; monoatomic anion transport. Gene Ontology annotation, molecular function: solute:inorganic anion antiporter activity; borate efflux transmembrane transporter activity; catalytic activity. Bases 1 to 2979 code for a protein of 992 amino acids. The record is from RefSeq and is a predicted model, not a curated record. NCBI's taxonomy places the organism in Eukaryota, Fungi, Ascomycota, Eurotiomycetes, Eurotiales, Aspergillaceae.
AUGUCUUCCUCUACUACCCUUGACAAAAUCAACGUCGUCAACGACCCUCGGAUCCGUCGCUGUUCUGCCACCAUCAAUGGCAAGACAUACGGAUAUCUCCUCGCCGAGCCUGAGGGCGGCUUUACUCGCACGGUCUUCUUGAUUCACGGUUUCCCAGAUUUGUCCAUGGGCUGGAGAUACCAGAUUCCUCUCUUUCUCAAAUUUGGCUUCCGCGUCGUUGCUGUUGACUGUAUCGGAUACGGACGAUCAGAUGCACCAACUGACUCUCUCGACGCCUAUUCCUACAAGUCGCAUGCCGAUGAUUUGGCUGAACUUGGAAAGCAACUCGGCUGCCAGAAUAUCGUUCUCGCCGGUCAUGACUGGGGCUCGGUGAUUGCCUCCCGUUUUGCUCUCUACCACCCUUCUUUCAUCACCCAUCUCAUUCUCUUUGUUGUCCCAUAUCUCCCUCCGUCACCGAAAUACAUCGAUACGGCUGAUCUCGCCAAGCUCGUCCCCACAGUUGGGUACCAGCUGCAAUUCGGCAGCGCAGAAGGCGUGGUUGAGUCCCAUACUCAAGAUAAGGAAGGUAUCCGUGCUUUCCUCAAUGGCCUGUACGGUGGGGCCACUCCUGAAGGCAAAUUUGCAAUGGACUCGACCCGCGGUUUCGACUUCGAGGUGGCUACUAAGCUGGGUCACACAAGAUUGCUCAGUGAAGAAGAACUGCAGUAUUAUGUGGAGGAGUACUCGAGAAAUGGGCUCCAAGGACCUUGCAACUACUACCGUAUUCGCCAGCAGAGCUGGACCGACGAGCAUUCCCUCUUGGCCCAGGGCAAAGAGGCGAUCUCAAUCAAGUGCCCCGUGCUUUAUGUUCACGCGCUUGCUGACCUUGUGGUUAACCCUGAGAUGGCCAAAGCCAUGGUACCCUUUGUACCAAACCUCAGCGUGAAAGAAGUCGAGGCAGGGCAUUGGGCUCUGUGGCAGAAGCCAGCGGAGGUCAAUUCUUUUGUCACAGAGUGGUUGCAGCAGCAGGGACUUGUUGACUCAGCCAAGCUGCCUCCAAGACGGCGGGAUGUGCGAGAACCAAGUGGCAUUCAUGAGUCCAGGGUUGAGGAAAGAGAUGAUGCACAUUCCAUUAUAACCCCCUCAAAGCAUACACCAAAGGCAUUUCGAGUCUUACGGGGCUCCGUAUCGGCCGGUGGGCCUCUGCGUCCUUUUCGAUUGGUGAAGCAGGAUAUCAUCAACCUGCGCCGCCGAUAUGUUUCGGACUGGACUAUAUUUAACCAAUUGAUCUUCGCUAGCGCGGUAUAUGUAUUCUUCACUAACCUUCUCCCGGGGAUUACUUUUGCCAGUGACUUGUUCUCUAUUCAGCCUCUGACAAUCCUUGGUGUUACUGGACCCUUCUCUGUACUAGCAGAGAAUAUCUAUGCAUUGUGUGACGAAGUUUUCAAGGUGCCCUUCCUCCCUUUCAUGGCAUGGUCCUUGAUUCAUGCGGCCUGGUUGCAUUAUAUUCUAGCCAUAAUCAAUGCACACGACUGGACUAUGCGCUAUGUGACAACAUUCGCCACAGAAAUCUUCUCUCUCCUGAACAGCAUCAUCUAUUUCCACAAGGCCAUCCAGGAGCUUGAAAGAGCACAUGACACCCUCUCGUUCGCCGCUUUCCUAUACGCUGUAAUCGGUGCUGUCGGAACCAUGCUCCUCGCCAUCUUUCUCUCCACAGCUGAGAGUUGGAAGCCUUUAUUCCAUCGAUACAUCCGAAUGGGGCUCACAGAGUACGCCGCCGCAAUAUCCAUCAUUGUCUUCAUCGCCAUGCCCCAUAUCGGCGAAUUAGCACACCUCGACAAGAUGACUCUUCCCGUCAGCAACUCCUUCAAACCCACAUCACCAGACCGUGAUAAGUUCUUCGUUGAGUUCUGGACCUUACCCGUCGGAUGGGUCUUCGCCGCCAUAGUGCCAGGAAUCAUAAUCACCAUCCUCUUCUUUUUCGACCACGAAGUAAGCUCCAUCAUAUGCACAAUCGACAGAUACGGCACCCGCAAACCCGGCGGCUUCGCAUGGGACAUCAUCCUACUAGGCACAACAACGGCUCUCUGCGGAAUCCUGGGCAUCCCACCCGCCAACGGUCUUUUGCCCCAGGCUCCCCUGCACUCCGAAUCACUAAUGCAUUCGGAGCGAGAACAGCGCGCCGUCAUCAUAGAUGGCGAAGAGAAAGUCGAGACGCACGAAGUCAAGCGCGUUCACGAACAGCGCUGGUCCACUUUCUUGCACGCAGGGGCCAUCCUUCUUUUCGUCAGUCCGCCUUUCAUGAAAGUCCUCGGCUUAACGCCGACGAGUGUUCUUGCCGGACUAUUCAUGUUCAUGGGCGAGCAGAGUUUAUCGGUCAAUCCUAUAUUAUACCGAACCUUUUACCUUCUUACUCCGCCAUCUGAACUUCCGCCUCUACCAUCUUCUCUUGCGAAGAAACCCGACGAUGCCGACCUUAAUGACAACAGCACCCCACCACCCCCCUCCUACAUCCCCAUCCACCUAUACACUAUCCUACAGAUCGUGAUCACAGUGGCUAUCUUCAUCGUCACCCUGACAAGAGGUGCUCCUGCUUUUCCCGUUAUAAUCGUUGCCCUUGUCCCCUUUCGCCUGCUAGUAAUGAAAAACUGGUGGCCGCGCGAGGUCCUCCGCUUCGUCGAUGCCUGGGCUUGCCGAGAAGGCACACCUGAGGAUGAUGAGGAUGCAGAGGCAAAGAAGGAUGAGCUUAGCGGCGAUGAUAUCACCGGUCGUGCCGGCCAGGGUACCGAGACAGAUGGUAUUUUUUCCUCCCAGGUAGAUGAACUCGGAAGUAGGCCAUCGGGUUCGCAUCCUGGGUCGCCGGCUGUGAUAUCUAGAUCCACAUCUCAUCCUGGUGUGGUUGAUAUUGCGGAUCGGAGUGACUCUGGGCAGGAGUGGGUAGAGCUGGAGCAUCGGACGCGACAAGACGAGGAAUUGGGUCGGUCGAUCAAGGGGUGUUGA